CAGAGGGGAAUAGGAAGACAGAGCCGGAACUCUUUAACUGUCGUUUUACGGUGCCAACUUCCGGCGACUAAGUUUCGGAAACCAUGUUGAUGGCUUUCUUAACCUGCAACUCCGUAGCCAAUAUUAGUUGCCUCCGCCCUUCUAAUCAAUUCACUAUUCCAUCUUCUCCUUUCAAGCCUUUCAAGCUCCCUUCCUUUUGGCCCUGGCAAAAAGUGAAGAUGGGUCCUUUGAGUGUGUCUCCAAUGGGGUUUGGGACAUGGGCAUGGGGCAACCAGCUUUUGUGGGGUUAUCAGGAAUCAAUGGACUCUGAGCUUCAACAGGUUUUCAAUUUUGCUGUGGAGAACGGUAUCAAUCUUUUUGAUACCGCUGAUUCUUAUGGGACUGGCAGGCUUAAUGGGCAGAGUGAAAAACUUCUUGGGAAGUUCAUCAGAGAAUUUCCAGGGAAAAAGCUGGAACAGAGUGAGAUUGUGAUUGCUACAAAGUUUGCGGCUUAUCCAUGGCGUCUAACACCAGGCCAAUUUGUUAAAGCUUGCAAAGCCUCACUCGAUCGACUGCAGAUUGAACAGAUUGGAAUUGGACAGCUACACUGGUCUACCGCAAACUAUGCUCCUCCACAAGAGUUGGCACUUUGGGGUGGUUUAGUGGCAAUGUAUGAGAAGGGUUUAGUUCAAGCAGUCGGAGUGAGCAAUUAUGGACCCAAACAACUGGUGAAGAUACAUGAUUACCUGAAAGCCCGAGGUGUCCCACUGUGCUCAGCUCAGGUACAAUUUUCCCUGCUAAGCAUGGGAGAAGAGCAGAUGGAGAUAAAGAAAAUUUGUGAUUCUCUAGGCAUCCGCUUGAUUUCUUAUAGUCCUCUUGGACUUGGAAUGCUUAGCGGGAAAUAUACACCUUCCAAUCUUCCACGUGGACCUAGGGCCCUGCUAUUCAAGCAAAUUCUUCCCGGACUGGAGCCACUGUUGAGUUCACUAAGAGAAAUUGCAGAAAGCCGGCGCAAAACUAUACCACAGGUAGCAAUAAAUUGGUGCAUCUGCAAAGGCACUAUUCCAAUACCAGGAAUUAAAACUGUGAAGCAAGUCGAGGAAAAUCUGGGCGCUCUAGGAUGGCGCCUAAGCUCAACUGAGCUGCUCCAGUUAGAGGAUGCAGCCCAUGAAUCCCCCCAGAGAAUGAUCCAAAACAUUUUCCAGACCAAAUAAAGUUUUAAACGUAUACCAUGCAAACAUUACUUUUCUCAAUGGGAGAAUGUAAGUUCAAACCGUUCAGGGGGAGUAUGACCUGAGGAAACACUGUCAUGGAGUAAUCUACUCUCAAACGGAAGAUACAGUAUUAGACUUAUCACAGGACCAAGGCAAGACAUAGAUUCAAUCGUUUCAAGGGGUCUCCAAGCGGGUUGAAAACAAUGUUAAAAGGUCUUCCAUCCCAGGGCUCAUUCAUCUGUAUCAACAGAACCUUACGAUGUCUCAUAUUUAUUUAAAAUGUGUUUCACUUUUACUUAAAUGCACAAGAGUGAAAAAACAUUAAUAAUAAUAUCAUUUAGCG
This is a messenger RNA of Rubroshorea leprosula, 1536 nucleotides long. NCBI's taxonomy places the organism in Eukaryota, Viridiplantae, Streptophyta, Magnoliopsida, Malvales, Dipterocarpaceae. The record is from the annotation of a GenBank genome assembly.